Racocetra fulgida is the source of this 198-nucleotide messenger RNA. The record is from the annotation of a GenBank genome assembly. NCBI's taxonomy places the organism in Eukaryota, Fungi, Glomeromycota, Glomeromycetes, Diversisporales, Gigasporaceae.
AAUAUGCAAUUAUCAGACAAAGGUUCUAUGUUAGGUGGUUCUGUGUUUCAUUUAAAUGAUAUUUACGAACGUUUGAAAGAUUUUAAACAAAAGCUUGAUGGAAAUGAGUUAUAUUUUGCAAAAGUAGAUGUACAAUGUUGUUUUGAAUCAAUGGAUCAAGAGAAAGUCUUGGAAAUAGUUAAAGAUGUAUUAAAAGAG